This is a messenger RNA of Kogia breviceps (pygmy sperm whale), 1476 nucleotides long. RefSeq names its product WD repeat domain 88 (gene WDR88). Lineage: Eukaryota; Metazoa; Chordata; Mammalia; Artiodactyla; Physeteridae. Gene Ontology annotation, molecular function: protein binding. Bases 1 to 1476 code for a protein of 491 amino acids. The record is from RefSeq and is a predicted model, not a curated record. The transcript has 11 exons.
AUGGCCAGGCCGGGCUCCGAGAUGGCCUCCCAGCUCCCGGGCGCCCCCAGCUCCGCAAAAGCCCUGGACCAGGACGGGAAGACUGCGCUCUGGAGAAGUAACGUGCAGCUGUCCUCGCUCCACAUCCGCGAUGCCGCACAUCGGCCCCGCAAGCUGCCCUGGGUAGCCCUGGUCAGGGCCUGCGGCCGCUUCAAGCUCUCGCUCUUAGAGGCGCGGCGGGGCCGGUUGCUGCCCUCUCUUAACCCCCUGGCCGUGGGCAAUGACUUGCCACCGCCGGAGAAGCACUGGAUGCCUGAGAAGGCAGCGUUCUGGGGCGACCAGGAACCCCUCUCCAAGAUCCCAUUUAAAAUUAUGAGGGGACACCAGCACAUUGUGAGUUCCUGUCACUUCUGUGUGGAUGACACAAAGGUCCUCAGUGGCUCCUAUGACUGCACCGUGAAGCUGUGGGAUGCCAUGGAUGGAUCUAUUGUUCGGAAUUUUGAGCCGGUGCCCGGAGCUCCUGUUUUAGAAUGCAGCGUCACGGCUGACAGCAGAAGAAUUAUUGCAGCAUCUUAUGACAAAACAGUGAGGGCUUGGGACCUUGAAACAGGCAAGCUGCUGUGGAAGCUCAGUCAUGAAACCUUCAUAGUCUCCUGUAAGUUUUCCCCCGAUGGUAAAUACGUGGUCUCAGGCUUGGAUGUGGACCAUGGAAUCUGUAUAACAGACGCGGAAGACACCACCACCGUGUCCCACAUCAAAGAUCAUCACAGGAUGUCAGUCACAGCAUGCUGCUUUGACCCAGACAGCCAGAAGGUGGCUUCCGUCUCCCUGGACAGGAGCAUCAAGAUCUGGGAUGUGACAUCCAGGGCCACGCUGCUCACGAUCACCAAAGCACACACCAAUGCAAUCUCAAACUGCUGUUUUACCUUCAGUGGCCAUUUCCUGUGUACAAGCUCUUGGGAUAAAACCUUAAAAAUAUGGAACGUCCAUACAGGAGAGUUUCGAAACCGUGGAGCCUGUGUGACUCUGAUGCAGGGUCAUGAAGGUUCUGUGAGCUCCUGCCACUUUGCCAGAGACACCUCUCUGCUUGUGUCUGGAGGGUUCGACAAGACUGUGGCUAUUUGGGAUGUAGGAGAAGGCUACCGGAAGCUCUCCUUGAAGGGCCAUAAUGACUGGGUGAUGGAUGUUGCCAUUAGCAACAACAAGAAAUGGAUCCUGUCUGCUUCAAAGGAUAAGACCAUGAGACUAUGGAACAUUGAAGAAAUUGACCAAAUUCCUUUGGUAAUCGAAUACAAAAAGGCCCGGGGCUUAAAGCUGAAACAGUGUGAAGAAUGUGACAGGCCUUUCUCCAUCUACGAAAGUGACAUCUUUUGUGAAACAGUCACCAAAUGUGUGUUCUGCCGGAUCGAUGCAAAAGACUUGUCAACAGAGGCCUCACCAUCAUCAGAAGGGGAGGUCUCACUGUCAAGGGGGUGCAGCCUGGUUGAGGAUGGCUGA